AUGACAGGGGCAGGAAGAAGUGAAACAGGCAACACCAUCCUGGGAAAAAAGGUUUUUAAAUCUGAGAUAUCAUCCUCCUCUGUGACUAAGCAAUGUGAGAAAAAUAAUGCAACAGUUAAUGGAAGAAACAUAUUAGUUAUUGACACCCCGGGUCUGUUUGACACCAGCCUGACUACAGAUGAAGUGGUCAACAGAAUUAAGCAUUGCAUUUUACUCUCUGCUCCUGGUCCACAUGUCUUCUUAGUUGUGAUUCAGUUGGGCAGAUUCACUGAUGAAGAGGCAGAAGCUGUUAAAAUCAUUCAAAACAUUUUUGGUGAGGAAGCCUCCACAUACACCAUGGCACUGUUCACUCAUGGAGAUCAACUGGAGGAGAACAUUCACACUUUUGUGCGGCGCAGCCCAAAACUGCUCAGUUUCAUCAAAACAUGCAGUGGAAGAUUCCAAGUGUUCAACAAUAAAGAACAAAAUCCUGAACAGGUCAUUCAGUUGUUUGAACAGAUUGACAGAAUAGUUACUGGGAAUGGUGGGCAACAUUAUGUCAAUGAGAUUCUUGAAACAGAGAAAGAGAAAUGUCACAUCCUGAAAGAGACUGAGGAACAGAGAAAGAAGGAAACCGAAACUCUGAGGGCUACACUUGAAGGUGAAGCUUUUGAAAAAGCAAAAGAUAAACUGGACAAUGAAUAUGAACAGCAGGCACGUUGGCAAGCUGAGAAAAACAUUCGGAUGCGAAAUAGUGGGUUUUCUUUUCUUAAUGACGUAAGAACUUUUUUUCAAAAGAAACCUGAAUCUUGA
Messenger RNA from Megalobrama amblycephala (Wuchang bream), 792 nucleotides. Its product is annotated as GTPase IMAP family member 4-like. The transcript has a single exon. The record is from RefSeq and is a predicted model, not a curated record. Bases 1 to 792 code for a protein of 263 amino acids. Lineage: Eukaryota; Metazoa; Chordata; Actinopteri; Cypriniformes; Xenocyprididae. Gene Ontology annotation, molecular function: GTP binding.